UGAAAGAACCGAAUUAUAAAUAUGUAAAUAAAUAAAUAAAUAAAUAAAUAAAUAAAUAACAGAAAUAAAGGGAAAAGCUUUGUUAAAGCUGAACAGGUAUAGUAAUACACGUAACAUGAUAACAUCAAUCUUUCGAACCAAUUCCAUUCUCACCCUCUCUUCUUUUUUUAGUACAACUCAAGAAAUAUAUAUACUCAAAGUCGAUUCUUGAAAACAGCUCUACUUCAAUUCUCUCUUUUUAGCUUUCCUUUGCACAACAAAUCAAAGCCCAGUGUCUUACUUAUAUCAAUCUGAUCAGAAUUUAGAUAUAUAAGCUAACUAGCUUCAAUUGUUUGGUCAGUCUUCCAAGCAUGAACCAAAUCCAAAGGCUAUCAUGACUUGCACUGAAAUGGCUUUCUUCCCCACAAAUUUCAUGCUCCAAACCUCUCAUGAAGAUCAUGACCAUCAACCCUCCACAUCUCUCAAUCCCCUCCUUCCCUCUUGCACUCCUCAAGACUUCCCAGGAGUGGCUUCAUUUCUAGGGAAGAGAUCUAUGGCAUUUUCUGGGGUGGAAACAACACAAAACUGUGAAGAAGCACAUGGAGUAGAUGAUGAUCUGUCAGAUGAUGGGUCCCAAGCAGGAGAGAAGAAGAGGAGGUUGAACAUGGAACAAGUGAAGACUCUGGAGAAGAACUUUGAGUUGGGAAACAAGCUUGAGCCUGAGAGGAAAAUGCAGCUGGCUAGGGCACUUGGGCUGCAGCCAAGGCAGAUUGCCAUUUGGUUUCAAAAUAGGAGGGCUAGAUGGAAGACCAAGCAGUUGGAGAAAGACUAUGAGGUCCUUAAGAGACAAUUUGAUGCUGUCAAAGCUGAAAAUGAUGCCCUCCAAGCCCAAAACCAGAAGCUUCAUGCUGAGAUAAUGGCACUAAAAAACAGGGAUCAACAGCCCACAGAAUCCAUAAACCUCAACAAAGAAACAGAAGGAUCUUGCAGCAAUAGAAGUGAGAACAGCUCAGAGAUAAAGCUGGACAUCUCAAGAACAAAAACACCAGCCAUUGACAGCCAUCCAAGUGGCAGGUCUCUUUUCCCUCCCAAUAGUAUGAGGCCAGCUGGAAUGGCCUCCCAUCACCUCUUUCAGAACUCACCAUCUUCAAGGCCAUCAGAUAAUAAUCUUCAUCAUCAGCAUCAUCAGUGCCUCAAGAUGGAACAAUCUGUGGUCAAAGAAGAAAGCUUGUCCAGCAUGUUCUGUGGCAUUGAUGAUCAGUCUGGAUUCUGGCCAUGGUUGGAGCAACAACAUUUCAAUUAAAGAGCUGAGUGAUGUUUUUUUUUACUUCUAAAAUUUGUGGGAUUUGAGUGCAAUAAUUUCAAAUUAUAUAUAAUCACUUUACAUAUGGGGAUGGGCUGGUUGAAAAUAUAUGGAGAUGGAGUUGUGCUAAAACUUGUUCAAUUUGCUCUCUUGAGGUCUAUAUAGGUUAAGUUGGUGUAUAAAGUAACAGCUAAGAAGCAUUGCUUUAAUUUUAAGUUGAGCCCCCCAUCCCCUGGCCCCCUACUUUUUCUCUUCAGAUCUUUAAGAAGAAGAAAAAAAAUGAAAAGACAGACCUGUCAUUUGCAAUACAUGUCAUGUUUCAUAUCUACCAAUGUGUAUGUUUAUUUGUGUCCAAACUAUUUUUGGUGUUUUGAUUGAGCAACUUUAUGCAUGUACUAUAAGACUUUGGGAUCAAUUAUCAUUAAGGGUUAUUUGUUGUAGUGCCUUCUCAUUCAACAAAAGUGUUAGCUUUUGACAUACACUACUCCCCCACUUCCCACUAAGCUAUGUUUGGGACUAAGUUUUGGUUUAGGGAAAAAUCCAAUUAUGUAUUUUAUACUAAACUAUUAAGGUAUGAGCUUUUAUUUUAGCCACAUUGUAUAGAGAAAUUAAAGUUGCUUAUUAGUUUUAUAAGUUCUCUGAUAAAUGCACUUAUUAAAUUGUGUCAUUUUGCUUUCAUCACUUAGAGAUAAUGUACGUUCUAUGACUAAUUAAUAACUUUCCACACUGCUAAGAACUUUUGUGUUUGCAAGUAUAAUUUACAAAUCCAAACAAAAAAUUUGAUCUCAACAUUAUUUCAGCAGAAACCCUUUACUGUGUGUAAGUUUAUACUCUUAACUACACGACUUUACUAUAAGCGAGUAAAAUUACAGAAAAAUUGACGCAUAAUUUGUAUGAUAUAUAUAAAUAUUUAAUUAGGAGCUGGACAAAUAAGCAUGAGAAAAAAUGCGAUAAACAUAAUGGAAAAAUGAGUGUAAUUUCAUAAAUUGAUGAGCUGCUGAAUUUAUACUCUUGUGAUUGAACAUGAUCUUGCGUGUAAGGAGUAAUAUAAUUAAUUUAUUCAGGAGAUGAAAAGAUGUGUCUUUUAGUUUGCAUGGCAAGCCCAUGAUUUUCAAAGCUAGGAAGCUACCUUGGGACGUCAAAUAUUAUAUUUAUUUAAUUUGUCUACUAAUACAAAUUAUGGAGUAAUAUUACGAGUACAAUUUACUCUAUUUUUUACUCCGUUUUUCUUUUAUAAGUUGAUAAAGAAAUUAAAAGUAAUUUCUUGCUUUGGGAUCGUGCUUUUGUCCAUGAUUGCACUAAAAGAAUUGAAGUAUUGUCCUUUUUCAGAUUUCUUUUGGUGCUGAAAUUCAUGGCUCUCUGCGUAACUUUUAGCAGCUACGUCUAGGACGCAGCGUGGUGGGGUUGACGAAUUUUAGCAUUAUUUAUUUAUAUUAUCAUCUUUACUUUAGUUUUCUUUUGUAAUUUUGUCUUCAAAAAACAUGGGAACAUGCACAUUUUUAUUGUUUGGAUCGUACAUAUCAUAAAACCUAUUGAGUAGUAUAAUAAUGCGCUGGAAAUGUGCCUAAACCCAUCGAGAUCAGACGUUUA
Messenger RNA from Cuscuta europaea, 2872 nucleotides. The record is from the annotation of a GenBank genome assembly. Lineage: Eukaryota; Viridiplantae; Streptophyta; Magnoliopsida; Solanales; Convolvulaceae.